AUGGAAAGCAUCAGUGUGGAAACGGACUGGGAUGGGUUAGCCCUCUCCUCUCUGGUCGCCACAGGAAGAAACAACUUCUCUUCCUCGUCCCUGUUUGUCUCUGAGCUGAACUCCCUCAAUACUUCUCACAGUGGGGGAUCCUUCUUUGGGAUCUUCCCUGAGAAUGGUUCCAUCACCACGCCUCACACCCUGCCCCAGCCCAGGAUUAGGGACCUGGGCCUGGCCCGGGCAGAGAUAGCAGUGCUCGGGGUGGUGCUGGCUCUUACCACCCUGGGGAAUAGCUUUGUGCUGUGGGUGCUGCUGAGGAGGAGGAAGCACAAUGCUCCGAUGCACGUGUUCAUGGUCAACCUGUGUGUAGCUGACCUGGUGGUGGCCUUCUUUCAGGUUCUUCCCCAACUAAUAUGGGAUAUCACAGAGAAGUUUCAGGGGCCUGACUUGCUCUGCCGGUCCAUCAAGUACUUGCAGAUUGUGGGCAUGUUUGCUUCUUCUUACAUGAUAGUUGCCAUGACAGUAGACCGGCACCAUGCCAUCUGCUGCCCAUUGCAGGCCUACCGUGGUGGAGCAAUGUCCCGCUGGAACACCCCUGUCAUGGUGGCCUGGGGCUUGGCACUAUUCCUCAGCAUACCACAGGUGUUCAUCUUCUCUCGCUCAGAAGUGGCUCCUGGAGAGUACGAAUGCUGGGGUCACUUUGCUGAGCCGUGGGGGCUGAAGGCCUACGUCACCUGGAUGACUGUGGCUGUCUUCCUCCUGCCUGCCCUCAUUAUUACCAUCUGUCAGAUAAGAAUCUUCCGAGAGAUUCACAAUAACAUUUACCUGAAGUCAGAGAGGAUGGUGAUGGCUGAGUUGAAGAAGAAUGAAAUCUUCUUCCGCUUCCAGCCUUUUAAGAAGGAGGAAGAGCGGGCCAGGGAGAGGGGGAGGAGGGCGUCUGGAGGAGGGGGCAGGGACGGGAGAGGAGGACAGCUCUUAAAGGGUGUGAAUAACAACCCUCACAAUAACACCCAUAACAACCAAGUAGGCGAGUGUUACAACUAUGUAUCAUCCGCUAUUCACUACAAUAGCUGCCGCGGUGAACAUGUGACAACAACAUCGCCAACACAACAGCAAACACUGAGCGGCUCAGAUUGCCAGGAGUCCUACACGUCCUACGAGCUGGCCUCAGGCUCACCCCCCUGCUCCCUUGACUAUGCCCCCCCUCACCCUCCAACCAUUCCGCCUCCAAGCAUCACUAAGGCCAUGUCCAAGACAGUGAGAAUGACCCUGGUCAUCGUGCUGGUCUAUACUAUCUGCUGGUCACCUUUCUUCAUCGUCCAGCUUUGGGCGGCCUGGGACCCCAACCCUCCAGACCAUGGAGUGGCAUUCACAAUCCUGAUGCUGCUGGCCAGUCUGAACUCCUGCACCAACCCGUGGAUCUACACAGCUUUCUCCAGCAGCGUGUCCAGAGAGCUACAGAACUUGCUGCACUGUCGGUCACGACCUGGUCGUAGGGGCUCACUGCCCGACGACUCCACCACCACACACACCUCCACCACCAAGGACAGUCUGUACUGAAAGAGGCAAAUGAGGCAGAAACAGAUGCACAGAGACAUGUUUGAAAAGACAUGCAGGGGUGCACACAAGCCCGUUGCAAGGACGUGCUGUUGCACACAACUCCGCCGCCACCACCACCUCCAGUGUCACAACAUGUGAACGGAGAGCGCUGACCUCUGCCAGAUGUUUCCAAUAACAAAGGACAGCUGUACUGUCAGCAGAACCUCUAUCUGUAAUCACCUGUCCACUGCACUGCAGCAGUGAGGAAGGGUUUCAUUGAAGAUGUCAACACCAUUUUAUGAAGGCCCUGUGGAAUAUACUGUACAGUGACAGUCAGUGACAGCUUUUGCACGGAAAAUGGCCUUGAAAGUAAAGAGAUAUUCACCUCAGCUGCGGUUGACCCUGUGCAUUGAUUGAAUAUGAGAAAUGAGAAAAAGCCUUGCCCUGCUCAGACAGAGCAGAGCCACAGGAAUGCAAGGGAUGGAUCACUGUACUGAUGGACUUACGGCACGCCUAAUCUACAAAGCAGCAGCCAAAGCUAUGGGUGUAGAGAAAACAAAGCAGCAGGGAAUUAGAGAGAGAGAGACACAUACAGACAGCAAGAGAGAGCAAGACUGCUGUUAGACUGAGAACAGACAGGAGAUGACAUGGAUGUUACAGCUGCAGGAGUGGACCUGAGAAGGCUCCAGUCAAAAUCUAAUAAUGUGAACAAACUUUGUUAAAUCAAAGAAAGUGGAUUAGGGAUGAAUGCUUGAGGCUGAAUUCAUAUUCACUCAAGAGGAAUCUGGUUCCAAAGAACAAUAGUGAUUUGUUAGCAAGAUGGAUGGAGAUUCACUCAUGAGGAUGGUGCAGUAGAGUCAAGACACUGCCCCACAAGGAACUGGAAUACCGUGGUUUAAUAACACAGACAAGAGGAAUGAUUGUCCUGGAAGAAUACAAAUGAGUAAUCCAGGUUUCCGCAACCAACCGGGACACAAUUAUGUGAUUGUAUUUCUUACAAAGACAGCAUGUGAGGUACACAAAAUUACCUUCCUGUCAUGCUGAAAGAAUGAAAUGAGAACAUUAACAUCAAGGAAAAGACAGGAAGAAAAUAAAUAACAACAGCAUUCCAUGUACAGUGAUGAACAACGUCAAGUAUAUUUAUUGAAAAUGUAAGGCACAUUACAUAUCAUUAGAUUUUGUGUAAGAUGAACGUUGAAUGUAAAUCAUACAAUUGUAAUGGUCCGACGUAUUUAGUAGAAAACAAGAUGUCAAACCAAAGAUUUUUUUAUAGCUUGACAAUAUAAUCAAUUCAGGUCUUAAUGGUUGAGAUAAUACAAAGCUUCAACAGACAAGACAUAUUACGUGUAUAGAGAAACUACUGCACAUCAUUUAGACUGCAUGUCAGUUGAAGAAAACUUCAGUGAAAAUAAUCCCAGUCUUACCAAGUGCCUAUAGUAUCAGUAGACAUGAAGAGGGGUCUCCCUCACUGGAUUAAUCUUUGAAUGAUGACCGCCAUGUUUUUCUUAGACAGCGCAACCACCAGAGCAGGGAUCAUAGGUAAUGUUAUAUCACACCAUGCGUUCUUUUAAUAUUUUAUUUAUUGUUGUAUAAAUGAAAAUAUACAUAUAUACAUAUAUUUAAUUUCCUGUUAUUGUCUUAUGUUCAUGUACAGUUUUCAUAUCACAUUUUCUCUGCAUUAAGAGCAAUGUAUUGUGCCCCUCAACUGCAUGACAGAGUAAAAAUGGUAAUGUUAUGACAUGUUUUAAAUAAAAGUUUAUAUAAGCUGUU
Molecule: messenger RNA, 3297 nt
Organism: Micropterus dolomieu (smallmouth bass)
Lineage: Eukaryota; Metazoa; Chordata; Actinopteri; Centrarchiformes; Centrarchidae
Gene: avpr2aa
Product: arginine vasopressin receptor 2a, duplicate a
Exons: 5
Coding region: 1-1548 (515 amino acids)
Biological process (GO): positive regulation of vasoconstriction; G protein-coupled receptor signaling pathway; regulation of systemic arterial blood pressure by vasopressin
Cellular component (GO): membrane
Molecular function (GO): vasopressin receptor activity; peptide binding
Source: RefSeq, a predicted model, not a curated record